This is a messenger RNA of Drosophila ficusphila, 1667 nucleotides long. RefSeq names its product 20-hydroxyecdysone protein (gene ImpE2). NCBI's taxonomy places the organism in Eukaryota, Metazoa, Arthropoda, Insecta, Diptera, Drosophilidae. The transcript has a single exon. The record is from RefSeq and is a predicted model, not a curated record. The coding region runs from base 82 to 1458 and encodes 458 amino acids.
GGCCGAGAGGCGCUAGUGAACAUAUCUUGAGAUUGAAAUAUAUAUUUUAAAUAAGAAUUAAAUAGUACUUAAAUCGUUGAAAUGAAGCCCGUUGCCUUGAUUCUGGUUUUCCUGGCUUUAAGCCAAGGCAGAGUGCUCAACUUACCCAAGGAGGCGGUUGAUAUUCCCGUGGCCAUUAUCGAGGACAAGGAGUCGCCAGUGGCCUUACCUCUGGUGAAGGAGGAGCCCAAGCCAGAGGAGCAGCAGCCCAUCAUUCCCGAGGAGAAGGCCAAGGUACUGAAGGAGGAAAUUAAACCCGAGAUCAAGGAGGAGAUCAAGCCAGAAAUCAAAGAGGAGGUUAAGCCUGAAAUCAAAGAAAACAAAGAGAAGAUCAAGGAGCAGAUUGAGGAGCAGAUUAAGCAGCAGAUCAGCGAGAAGCUAAAGGAGAAAUCCCUGGAUGUCAAGGAGCAACCUCAGGAAAUCAAGGAGGAAGUCAAACAGGAGAUCCCUGAGAUCAAGGAGGAAAUCAAACCAGCGGAGGAACCUGUUAAAAAGGAUCUGAAGAACCUGCCAGCCGAGGAAGCAGUUGCUGUGCCCGCCGAGGAACCAAAUCCGUUGGAUCAGGAGCAGCCGGAGAACCAGGAUGGAGUCCAACCCCAGGUGCGCCAGGCCACCCAGGCCACGCCCACCCAGCAGAGCACCACGCAGGGCAACUUCGUGCAGCAGUUGAUCCAGAACUCCCCGAUCGGCCAGUUCCUCAACCAGUUCCAGCCGCAGCCAGCCAACCAGCCAGCUCCCGCCGCCAAUCCCGCUGCACCUGCUCAGGCCCAAGCCGAUGACGCCGCUGCCGAGGCUCCGGCCACGCCGGCUCCCACGGUUCCCGGCUUCCUCAAUCCCCAGGCGGCCAUCACCUCCGCCCAGCAGGCCGUCCAGAAUGCCGCCCAGACCGCCGUGAACGCCACCACGCAGGCCUUCCAGGGCAUCCAGCAGUUCGCCAGCAACCUGGGCAACCAGUUCCAGAACACCCUCUCCAGCCUGACCGGCCAGCAGCAGCAGCAGCAGGCGGUGUCCACCACCCCGCGUCCGCCCGGUCCCAUCCAGCAGUUCGUGAGCAACGUCUUCGGGGGCAACAACAACGCCACGGCCGCUGCUCCCGCCGCCCAGCAGAGCGGCAAUCCCCUCCAGGGAAUCAUCAACUUCCUGGGCGGCAAUCGCCCGCAGAACGCCCCCGCUGCUCCGGCCACGGAGAAGCCCGCCGUGGACGACAAGAUCGAUCCCGCCAAGGACGAGGUCGCCGAGUUCGUUCCCGAAUCCGAGAACGAGGUGCGCACGAGCGGCGAGAUCGUGGACGACUCCUUCGAGGAGGCCGGCGUUCCGGCCAACGAGGUCAUCGUGGUCAACGACGAUGCCGGCGAGGCUGGAGAAGUGGUUGAUCCCGUCCAGAACCAGCCAGUGGCCACCGAUGCAGUGGCUCUCUAAGAGGUUCCCAUCUGGAAGAUAACUUACAAACCGACUGAUUUUUCGUCCACUCUUUCCGAUUUCCAUUGAAAGCGAGGGAGUGGAUCGGAAAAUGCUUCUUUAGUUUUCUAAGUGCAUGCACCGCAACAAAUUAUUUAUUUCAUACUCAGCCCAGGAAUUUAUCUAUAAAAUGAGAGAACACAAAUCAUUAAAUAAAAGAAGUAACUUUA